Molecule: messenger RNA, 405 nt
Organism: Brassica napus (rape)
Lineage: Eukaryota; Viridiplantae; Streptophyta; Magnoliopsida; Brassicales; Brassicaceae
Product: ubiquitin-conjugating enzyme E2 4-like
Exons: 6
Coding region: 1-405 (134 amino acids)
Biological process (GO): ubiquitin-dependent protein catabolic process; protein polyubiquitination
Cellular component (GO): nucleus
Molecular function (GO): ubiquitin conjugating enzyme activity
Source: RefSeq, a predicted model, not a curated record
AUGGAUAUGAUGAAGCUGAUGAUGAGCGAUUAUAAAGUAGAGACGAUCAACGAUGGCAUGCAGGAGUUCUUUGUUGAAUUCAACGGUCCCAAAGAUAGUCUGUAUGAAGGAGGAGUGUGGAAGAUAAGGGUUGAGCUUCCAGAUGCUUAUCCUUACAAAUCCCCUUCUGUUGGUUUCAUCACCAAGAUUUAUCAUCCUAACGUUGAUGAACUGUCCGACCUUGUGAAUGUGUUUGAGACAUUUCUUCCUCAGCUUCUUUUGUAUCCAAACCCAUCUGAUCCUUUGAAUGGAGAAGCUGCUGCUUUGAUGAUGCGUGACCGCCCUACUUAUGAACUACGAGUUAAAGAAUACUGUGACAAGUAUGCAAAACCAGGGGAAGGUUCAGAAGAUAAGUCUAGCGAUUAA